Messenger RNA from Rhincodon typus (whale shark), 438 nucleotides. Its product is annotated as ATP-dependent RNA helicase DHX29-like. The annotation marks the transcript as partial. Lineage: Eukaryota; Metazoa; Chordata; Chondrichthyes; Orectolobiformes; Rhincodontidae. The record is from RefSeq and is a predicted model, not a curated record. Gene Ontology annotation, molecular function: RNA binding. Gene Ontology annotation, cellular component: intracellular anatomical structure. The transcript has 3 exons.
GUAUGACAGUUUCAUAGAUUAUUCUGUCCCAGAAAUCCUACGUGUGCCGCUGGAAGAACUUUGUCUUCAUAUCAUGAAAUGCAGUCAUGGAUCUCCAGAAGAUUUUCUUGCCAGAGCUUUAGACCCACCACAACUCCAGGUCAUUAGUAACGCUAUGAAUUUGCUGAGGAAAAUUGGAGCCUGUGAAAUCACCGAAGCUAAACUCACUCCAUUAGGUCAGCAUCUUGCUGCCCUUCCAGUAAAUGUGAGAAUUGGGAAGAUGUUGAUAUUUGGUGCCAUUUUUGACUGCUUGGAACCUGUGGCAACCAUAGCUGCAGCCAUGGCUGAGAAAUCUCCCUUUAUUACGCCAAUAAAUGGGAAAGAAGAAGCUAACCUUGCAAAAGCAGCUCUGGCAUUGGCUAAUUCAGAUCACCUGGCUGUUUACAAUGCAUAUUUAGG